GAGAAGGGGUCACCCACCCGGGAGGUGGGGGGGGGGGAGGUCUGCGGAGGGAGCGACUCCCUCCACACACGUCUUUCCUAUGUUAGCCUGGUUAGAGGUGCAAAGGUCCGAGUAGAGGGGAAAGAGAAGCUCGGGGUGGUCUGGGCUCCGGGUCUAGGUGAGGACGGCGGCCAAGGGCAUGUAGGGAAGGGCCUCUCCACUGGCGUUGUCUGAGGAGAUGGAUGUCCCUGAGAAGCCAGGUCAUGAAAUUCUUCCCAGGAAGGACUGGAGGAGGGUAUGUUCAGGAGUCUUGGUUCUCUCUGGGGAGGACACGGGCCCCUUAGGGAUUUGUCCCUCCAGGAUGUUGAUCAGGUAGGGGUCUGAAGGAAGCCGAGCCGUAUUUGGGACCCUCUUGGGGGUCCUGUCCUUGGUUUGCCUCACUCCCUCCCUCUCUUGGGGAUGCUUAGAGCCCAAAGUGGGGCAUCUACUGAAAAGUAGGGUGAUCUCCCCGCUACCACCCACUCCUUAUUGGGUAGGAGAAACUGCCGGGUACCUUUAGCCAUCAUCUUCCUCCUUUUCCUCUCUCCCCUCUACUUCCUCCUCCCCUUCCCCUCCACCCUGAAACAGGUAAGCUUCCCUUACUUUGCCUACUACCUUUACUCUCAAGAGCUGCAGAAGAGAAGUUUCUUGCCUCAUUCUGUGGCAUCUAGAAUCAGGAGAACCCUGCAGGCUUGGCCUGGGAGCCAUGGUGACUUGGAACAAAGAAGUAUUCUUGGAUUAGAGUCCUGAUCCAGGGGGAGCCAUCGGAGUGCAUGCACUCAGGGCAAAUGGAAGCAGCAGUGAUUUAAGCCUCUGGAGAUGUCUCAGCAGGCUGACCUCCCGGCUCUCUCCCCCUCUAGCCUCCAUGGCAGCUCAAGCUCCAAGCCCCAGCUCACCCCUCCGGCGGGAGGACCUCCUGAGUGAUGCAGCAGGUCCCCCUGGGCGGAGCCAAGGGACGUUCUCAGAGGUGACCUCUCAGCUUUAUGCUUCUUUGCGGCAAAGCCGAAAGGCAGAGGCCACUGCCAGGACCAGUCUCUACCUGGCCUCCAACUCUCCACCCCCUACCGAGGAACUUGAAGGCCUAGCCCAAGAGCUGAGCCGAAGCUUGUCAACUGGGGUGGAGACCAGUUCACAGAGAAAGGGAGGCUCUCAGCAUAUCUUGGAGAUGGAAAGUGUACGGGGUCACCUCCAAAGCAUGCUCCAAGCUUCUCGGGACACUGUUCCUCCCCUUCGAUUCCUCUGGCUGCUUGCAGGGGAUAACCUUGUUCCAGGUACUGUCCCAGAGAGGAGAGAAGAGGACUCUUUUGAUAGUGACAGCACAGCUACCCUGCUGAAUACCCGGCCCCUCCAAGAGCUAUCUCCACCCAGUUCAGUUCCAGCCCUGGAGGAGUUGUUCCCUCGAUAUACUAGUAUCCGACCUGGAACUCCUCACUACUUCCCUGAUCUGCAGGGACUAAAAGAUGCCUUGGACACAGAACAUACCCGCCGUAGGCACUGUGAACGUCACAUCCAGAAUUUACAGACCCGUGUGUUAGAACUGCAGCAGCAGUUAGCUGUUGCCGUGGCUGCAGACCGAAAGAAAGAUCUUAUGAUUGAGCAACUGGACAAGACCUUGGCCCGAGUGGUAGAGGGCUGGAACCGACAUGAGGCUGAGCGGACAGAAGUCCUUCGGGGGCUGCAAGAGGAGCAAAAGGCUGCUGAGCUUACUCGAAGCCAACAGCAAGAGACUAUAGCUCGCCUAGAACAGAGUCUAAAGCAGACCAAGGAGGCCCUGAGUAGGGAGCGGGAAGGGGCUGACCAACAGCAACAAGAGCAAGAGACAUUGAAAGAAGCACGACAAGCUUUGGCUCAUAGCUUAGAGCGGGAACAGCAGCGGUGUCGGACUCUACAGGAGGAACGGGAUGAGGCACGGACAGAGCAGCUGAAUCAGCAUAGAGAGCUAGAAGCACUCCAGGCUGCCUUGGAAGAAAAGCACCAGGCAUGGACCCAGCGUGAACGCCAGCUGGAAGAGCGCUGUAAGAGUCUACAAGAGGAGGGCCGGAUCCAAUUGGAGAGGGAGCAGGCAAACUCCCAGCGGGAGGUACAAGCAGCCCGAGAAGCUCAGCAGCUCCUGGCCACUGUUCAGUCUGAUGUGCGGAGGCUAGAAGAGGAAUUGGACACAGCUCGGAGAGAAAGAGAUGCCCUGCAGCUGGAAACCAGCCUGGUGCAGGCCCGGUUUGAAGCCCAGCGAGUACAGAUGGAGUCAGAGCUUGCUAUUUUGCUAGAGCAAAGAGUAACUGAGCAACUAGCCCAGGUUCAAGAGAGCAGCCUUCGCCAAGUGAGCAAUCUUCGGGAACAACACAGGAAGCAGUUACAGGAGUUGACUGAACAGCAUCAGCAGGAACUGUCCGGUCAGUUGGAUCAGUUCCAGGCGGAGUUAUCAGAACGAGAAGAUCGGCAUCAGCAGGUGGCUCAAGACUAUGAGCUCAGAUUGGCUCAUGAGCAGGCCCGGGUACAGGAAUCACGGAUGGCACACCGCCAACUAGAAGAGCAGCGGGUAGAACUGGUAGAGAGAUUCCAGUCCAUGCUUCGGGCUCACUGGGAUGAGGCACACCAACUGCUCAGCGCUACAGCCCCUUGUCAGGUCCCUCCCCCUGGUACUCCCAGCUCCUUGGUUUCUGGACCCAGAGAACCAGAGAAAGAGGAGAGGAGGGCUUGGAGUAUGCCCCCUGCAGCAGUGGCUCUGAAGCCGGUAUUGCAACAGAACCGGGAGCCAAGGGAGGAGCUGCCUGGAGACCUUACCCACCCUUGUACCCCCUCCCCUGAUCUCAGCCUUCUGCUGGGCCCUAAUUUCCAGAGCCAGCAUAGCUUUCAGCCUUUGGAACCUAAACCUGAUCUUACUCCACCCUCAGGUGGAUGGCAUUUAUGGCCCCUGCCACCAACUCAUUUUUUCCCCUCAGCAGCUGGGGGCUUUCCUCCUGAGCACCGAGCUGAACGGCCAUUCCCUGAGGCUCUUGGAGCCAGAGGAGAAGGGCCCCUGGAGCAAGGCUUGCCCCCUCCACAGUUGGAAAAGCUGAAGCACUAUCUGCACCAGUUCUUGGAACCAGUGCCUCAGAGCUCUGUGAGUUCCACCAUUGAUCUGCUGCCCCCUAAACCUGGUCUCCUAACAGUCUCCCCUUGGGAGGAAGCCCCUCCACUACCACGGCCCCCACCUCCUGUCCACAAAACUAAAGUAUCACUGGCCAAGGCAUCCUGUCUUUUCCGGGUACCUGAGACCCUUCCAACUCCUCCACAAAGCUGCAGCCAUGAAGGUUGCUCCCCCGAGAGAGGUGGAGAAGGGAGACCAAUAUCCCCCCGGCAACUGGCAGAGCUGUCCCGGCUGCUUCGACAAUACCAGGCCCGAGGCAAUGGAGGCCCAUCUACUGAGGAUCUUUUACUGUACUUAAGGGGGUCGGAGCAUAGUGGAGUUGAAGGGCGAGGGGAUGGCAUCCCCAGAAGGAAUAUAGACACACGCUUGGGCGAGGUUCUCCGGAAAGAGCUUCCUUCUCAGGCCUCCUCCCGUCGCUCUACCAGUACUCACAAGGCUGAGAAACCAGUGGGCAGGAAGAAAAGUGGCCAUCCUGCACCAGGCAGUGCUAGGAGUCGAAGUGGAAUCUGGAGAUAGUUCCUGUAUUCUAACCCCAGCCCCUUAACAUUUUUUAAAAAAUAGGUUUUAUUAAAUAAAAAUGGGUUGGUUAUAUCUGAAUCUUUGGAGAAUUGGGAAAAUGGGUAGAUUAAGUAUACUCUGAAAAGGACCACAGUCCCUAUAUAAGAGAUCUGUCUUUGUCAGUGUAAGGCUGGGACCCUGUUCAGGUUUGAUGUUGCAACAAAAUGAGACAUGCAGGUCGUCCAGUAGUUGACAGAAGGUUUACUUAGGCAUCGCAUUGAAGGGAUGGAUACUCCAGCACUUUGCUUGGUUAGGCAGAGCCUGCCUUGCCCUGCCUCAUCAGCCAGGCAGGGUGUGGUGAUUUCCCUACCUACUGUGAAGGGCCUCAUCUCCUUGUGGGUGGGCCUUAGGUGAUCAGAAGCUACUUUAAUAUGACCUGAGGCUGCUAGGCAGCUGCUCUGAGGGAGAUGUAGGUUAAGCCUUAGCCGGCUGGGCCAAUUGGAUCCCAGGGACAGCUUCACAGCCUAUCAGAGGAAAAAACCCAAGGUCUUUGUCAGGCAAGGGUGGGGUUUAGGACAUUGUUCCCAUAAGGAGAGAACUGUUUUUAAGAGUGUUAGUGGAGCUUCAGGCUUAUUUAGCAUACAAAGCAUUUUGUAUGCAGUUUAAACAUAAUGGAAAAGAAGGUUUUCUCCAUUGGAGGAAAAAAUAAUUUCUGAUUAAAAAAAAAAAAGAAUCUUAAAUAUUCAUUGUAGCAUCUAUAACUAGCAUGGGGGCAAGUGGGGCUUGCACCAGGAUGACAAAAUUGAGACUGUGUUAACAGCAUUUUUCUUUAUGCAACUCAGAAUUGAGUUUAGCAGCCAGAUGGCUGGCAGUCUAAAAUGUCUAGAGUUCAGGAUUUGAAAUAAGGAACACCUGAUGUAAUCCCACUCUGAUCCUUAUUCUGUGACCUUGGGCAAGUCAGUUACUUAAUCUCUCAUCCUCAGGGUCCUCAGUAAAAUGCCGAAUAAUACCUGUAGUACCUCUCUGGGUGGUUGUGAGGCUCAAAUAAGCUAAAGUAUUUUGCAAAUCAUAAAGUGCAACAAACCAGUCCUCGCUCUCAAGGACCUUUCCUUCCCUUCUUCUGGAAAGAUCCUUGAGGGCAAAGACUCGUUUGUUACUCUACCCGCAAUGCCCAGCACAAUUUCUACCUGAUACACAGUAGGUGCUUUAUAAAUGCUAAGUGACUGCCUGCCAAGUCCUCAGCCUGCUCAAUCCCUUCACCCCUGUCAGCAGCCCUGGGUCCCCCUUGUUUCCCCAGUUGCCUCAAGUGCUAAAGUUGCCAGUUACAGCUCUGUUAACUGAUGUUCAUAUUGCACUUAA
Dromiciops gliroides (monito del monte) is the source of this 5002-nucleotide messenger RNA. RefSeq names its product centrobin, centriole duplication and spindle assembly protein (gene CNTROB). Gene Ontology annotation, biological process: mitotic cytokinetic process; centriole replication; regulation of cilium assembly. Gene Ontology annotation, cellular component: centriole; centrosome. The record is from RefSeq and is a predicted model, not a curated record. The transcript is spliced from 20 exons. Bases 884 to 3661 code for a protein of 925 amino acids. NCBI's taxonomy places the organism in Eukaryota, Metazoa, Chordata, Mammalia, Microbiotheria, Microbiotheriidae.